AUGGAGCAAGGUCGGAGAGCCCCUGGCGAAGCCAGGCAGAGGAAGAGACAGGGGCGAAGGCGGGCGGAAGAGGAGGAGAUUCAGGGGCUGGAUGGGAACAUCGAGCAACAGGACAGUGUCACCAGCCUCAUCCAAUGGAGGAAACACAUGGAGACGGUGAAGUCGGAGCUGCUGGAGCAGAUGCAGGGGCAGCUCGGAGACCUGCUGGACAAGGCCGUGGAGGAGGCCGCGCGGUCCUACCCGCAGCCCCCCAGGAAGGGCCAGCUGGAGAGAGAGGAUAGAGGCUCCCUGCUGGAAAAGCGGAAGGUGUUCGUCGACCGGCAGUCGCUGCUCGACGAGCUGAUGGAGGUGGAGCACUUCCGAACCAUCUACCACAUGUUCAUCGCCAUGCUCUGUGUCUUCAUCGUCAGCACUGUCGCCGUGGACUUCAUCGACCAAGGGAGCUUAAUCCUGGACUUUGACCUCUUCAUCUUUGCCUUCGGGCGUCUCCCCAUGGCGCUGGCCACCUGGAUGGUCAUGUUCCUCUACACCCUGCUGGUCCCCUACAAAGCCCUGCAGCUGUGGGCUGGCUCCUACCACACCAUGCUCUUCCCCCGCCUCUUCACUGCCAUCCUCUGGGGGGCGCUGCUGGCCUGCCACGCCGCCGUGCUUGGCUUCUACCCCGUCUACAUGGUGAUCCAGCACCAGCUCCCACCUGCAUCCAGGUUCAUUGUCAUCCUCGAGCAGAUCCGGUUCUUGAUGAAAAGCCAUUCGUUCCUGCGGGAGGCCGUACCCGGCAUCAUCCAUGCCAAGCCGCCAGACGGGGAGGUGAAGCCGCCUGCAUUGUCAACAUACUUGUAUUUUCUGUUCUGCCCCACGCUGAUCUACAGAGAGAGCUACCCCAGGACCCCUUACGUCCGGUGGAAAUACGUUGCUCAGAACUUCGCCAAGUUCCUGGGCUGCCUGUUCUAUAGCUAUUUCAUCCUGGAGCGUCUCUGCAUCCCCGUCUUCACCAACAUGAGCAAGCAGCCCUUCAGCAUCAAGACGCUGGUGCUGUCCAUCUUCAACGCCACCCUUCCAGGGACCUUCCUGCUGCUCCUGUCGUUUUUUGCCUUCCUGCACUGCUGGCUCAAUGCCUUCGCCGAGAUGCUGCGCUUUGCGGACCGGACCUUCUACAAGGACUGGUGGAACUCCACAUCCUUCGCCACCUACUACCGGACGUGGAACGUGGUGGUUCACGACUGGCUUUACUACUAUGUCUACCAGGACCUGUUCUGGCUCUUCAGAGGGAGAUCCCGGGUCGCAGCCAUGCUGUCAGUCUUCAUCACGUCCGCCAUCGUCCACGAAUACGUCAUCACCCUCUGCUUCGGCUUCUUCUACCCUGUCAUGUUCACCCUCUUUGCCAUCAUCGGAGUGAUCUUCAACUUCCUGCUGAAUGACAAGCGGAAGAGCCCGAUCUGGAACAUCAUCAUGUGGACCUGCCUCUUCAUCGGCCAGGGCAUCCAGGUGUGCUUGUACUGCCAGGAGUGGUACGCCCAGAUCCACUGCCCGCUUGAGCAGAAGACGUUCUGGGGGCUGGUGACACCACGCUCCUGGUCCUGCCGCAGCUAGAGGCCCCUCUGGAUGCCGCCUUCCCCAUCGCACCAGGAGGAUGCUCAGCUGCACCCAGGCCUGCUGGACACCCCAGCUACCAAGAGCUCCUGCUGCCAGGAUGCAUGGAGGAGCUGCACGUGCCCUUCUCCGCCCCUUUGGCUCCUUUCUUGCUCAGCGUGUCCAAAGUGGAUCGGGCUGGACCACGUUUCCCCCAUGAGGCCGGGCCUUCGGUCACUUCCCCAGGGAGGCUAUGGGCAAGAGGGCAUUGCCAAUGGGCCUGGCUCUCUGGAAAGACCUGGGGUAGGGUGAGGAGCAGCUGCCAACCCAGCCAUGCGCCAACGAGCUACACUGGACAUUCUGGUACUGAGACAGCCCUGUGCAGUGUGUGGACGGGCCAGAGUAACAGCAGGGGCCAUCCCUUGCCGCAGCCCCUGAUUCACGCCCGGCUGCUGGACUGUCUUUUUCAUCCACUCCCAUGGGGGAAAAGGCCCCCCACACACAAACGUGCCUGGUUCAACAGGUUACUGCUCCACCUCUGGAUAAGACCCAGACUCUGGCAUUGUCUCACCCUACAAAUCAUUGGGUGCCGAUCCUGACACCAGGCACGGUUCCUCCAUUCACACUCCCCCACCACCCCCAGGCAAUUGACACAAUCCUCUAGGCCAGCAGGUUAAUCAACAGGGCAGCGCAGCACUUGGGGUAGAUCAAGGGGUUUGUGAGCUCAAAACCUCAUCUGCACGUGCCAUGAAAGGAGAGAGCCCAGCCCUUUGGCUUCACUAACAGGGCAAGUUGCCAUGAACUCCAGCCCCAGCUGGCUGCCAGUUGGGACCUGUCUGCCUGGGGUGGCAUCUCCUACUGAGCAAGGUACAGUUUUAGCACUACUGUACCUCUGCCAGUGCAUCAGCGGGACCCUGCGGCCAUCGACUCACUCACAGGGCCAGGCUUUGCUACCAGCAGCUCCCAGCCAUGCUGCUCCAAGGACAUUGUCCCAGUACAACGGUGUCCAGUAGGAGUGUGGACUCCUUUAUUGGUAUAAAGGUGCCUUAUACCAGCAUAGCUACUUCCCCUUGCAGUGUGGCGGAGCGGAUUGAGGGUUGACGCAGGCCUUAGAAGACCUGGGUUCUGAUUCCCAGCUCUACCACUGGGUGACCUUGAGCAAGUCACUUAGCCUUCCUGUGCCUCAGUUUCCCCAUCUCUAAAACUGGGAUAAUGAUAGUGCUCUCCUUUGUAAAGCACUUGAAGAACUACUGAUAAAAAGUGCUCUAUAAAAGCUGGAUAUUAUUAUAGGCAUUCUUACACCAAUAUAACUGCAUCCACACCAGAGAGGGAGUCUGUGCUGCUUUAACUAUAUGGGUAUAGCCGAAACGGUACAACUUUUGCAUGUCAACAAAGAUAAGUUGUUUAUGAAUGGGGUGGGUAGGGAGAGAGAGAGAGCGUGUGUGUCAGUAGUAUUAAUAUUGAUAGCAGAACUGAUCAAUUUGUUUCCAUUAAAGUAUUUUCAAUGAGAAGUAGCUUUUUGAACCAUGCAAACAAUUUUGGUGGACAUUUUACUUUGCAAAUUU
This is a messenger RNA of Dermochelys coriacea (leatherback sea turtle), 3134 nucleotides long. RefSeq names its product sterol O-acyltransferase 2 (gene SOAT2). The transcript has 15 exons. NCBI's taxonomy places the organism in Eukaryota, Metazoa, Chordata, Testudines, Dermochelyidae. Bases 1 to 1590 code for a protein of 529 amino acids. Gene Ontology annotation, molecular function: cholesterol binding; cholesterol O-acyltransferase activity; fatty-acyl-CoA binding. Gene Ontology annotation, cellular component: endoplasmic reticulum membrane. Gene Ontology annotation, biological process: cholesterol metabolic process; cholesterol efflux. The record is from RefSeq and is a predicted model, not a curated record.